ACCUUACCCUCGCCUGGCUCGACUCAGCGCCAGGGCUCAUGCGCGCCCCUUUCUACCCCUCCCGGACACAUAGCUCACACUGGCUCUGGGCGGGUCCUGCAGGGGUGGCAGGGCUCCUCCUCCUCCUGAUACUCCUCCUCUUUCCCCUCUCUAUCAGGACCUGCCUCUGAGGUGCUCUCGCGCAAACUGUGCUCCUCUGGCUCCCCUCCAUCAGCUCCUAGCAAUGGUGGCCAGGCGCUCGGUGUUCCUCUUAUACCUAGCUUUUUCCUUGGUCACGCUGGUCCAGAGAGGAUAUGGAGAUCCAGAGGAUGCAUUGAAGGAAAAUUCCUCAGUAAAGCAGAGAUGGGACCAUGUCAGAACUACAACCAAGAGGCCAGGAACUACCACAGCUCCAGCAAAGCCUGCAGCAAGUGAUUUUGACUUGGCUGAUGCUUUGGAUGGUUGGAAUGAUCAAGAUGAUGGCCACAGGAAACCAAAUGUAGGAGGAAGAGGUAUUUCAGACAAGGAUCUCGAAGAUGUAUUAAGGGGUGGUGACUACAAACCUGACAAGGGUAGAGGUGACAGCCGGUAUGGCAGCAAUGAUGACCCUGAAGCCGGAAUGUCGCCAGAGACUGGUACCAUUGCUGGCGUGGCCAGUGCUCUGGCCAUGGCUCUGAUUGGUGCUGUCUCCAGCUAUAUCUCCUACCAGCAGAAGAAGUUCUGCUUCCGCAUUCAGCAUGCAGCAGAAGGUCAAGAGGGUCUCGAUGCAGACUACGUGAAGGGAGAGAACCUGGAAGCUGUUGUGUGUGAAGAACCCCAAGUGAAAUACUUAGAGCUGCCGCCACAGUCCUCAGAGGCACCACAGCCCCAGCCACCCAGGAUCUGAGGGCCCCUCCUAGCAGUGGGCACACAGUGGUGCUGCCACAGAAGACCAAGCUCAUUUCAUUUGGACCUACAGCUGCUGUACUGCUCCUUUGAUACCACUGGCUUCUUGUUCUAAGUUUUCUGGAUGAGCUCUGGGUAUUUGUGAGUUUGAUUUCUGUGCCCUGCACACAGGGUGGGGUGCCUGCCAUGCCACAGGCACCCUGAAGAGACUUGGUGUUGAAAUUCAGCCCUGGAAGUUGCUGGGUCACAAGCUGCCCAAAGGCAGCCUAUCCCAGGCCUUAGUGAGCUGGGGACAGAGACCAAGCUAAGGGAGGGCAAAACAGUUUUUAUACUUAGGGGACAAGAGACGUAUCACAGGGUAGUGUGAUCCCCGACACUGGCAGCCCUUGGUGUGACCUCAGAGAGCUGUUGGGGAGCCUAGCUAGCUAGUACCCAGUGCUUAGCACCCCUGUAAUGAAAGAACCAGUGAACACUAGGUAACAUUGUACACAUACAACACCCUGGUAAGGAUGGGAGUGGGUGGGUCAUUUGGGUCCUCUUCAGUUCCAGCUUUGAUGCUCACUGCUGGGCUUCCAGAGAGCUGGUCCACAUGGAGAUUUUUCAUUUAAGUACAAACAUGCAUGCCAUAAUAGACUGCCUUGAGGGUUUAGGAAUCCUCUGGACAAGUAGCAGCUGUGACUCUCAGGUCUAAUUCCCAUCUGAUUCCAUAGGGGACUGGGUGUGGUCUGUAGACUGACAUUGUUAGUUUUUAGGAAUCAUUUAUAUACUAGAAAUGCAUUUUAUCCUGGGCAGGGGGGGGUGUCACCCUCUAUCCUGUUUGUGUUUUCAUUUUGCUAGCGAAUAGACAUCAUGAAUCAGCAUCAAAACCAGAGCAUGCUGUUACUUGCUUAGAAAUAUAUUUGAGGGGGAUAGGAGGGGAGGGGAGGUGAGAGGAAGGAUGUUUGCUUGCUUUAGUGAUAUACACCUGACUUGGAAAAUUUGUAGCUACUCUGUCUGCCAUGUUGGUGAUGAAUGAGCGCUGGGUGCCUGCUCACUAUGGUAAACACCGUUGGCCCUGGCCCCUCACCUGGCCUGCUGCUGUCUGGUUUGGGCUAGAGCGAAGCUGGCUUCCUGUUCAGCCCACAUGUGGUCCUGUCCCUGUGAGCUCUGCUGUCAAAGGCUGACGUAGAGUCUAAAGCCAUGAUCUAUUGAUAAUCAUUUUGCAGUGUCAAAAAUCAGUUCUGAAAGCAUAAUAUAGGUCAGCAGGAAGGACAUAAGUUCAUGUGCCUCUGCCCUACAAGGGAGGCCUCAUGAAUUCCACAGGCUGUAUGUUAGCUCCUUGUCUGCUGUGCUGGGAUGAGACGAAACUCCAACUUGUUAAGGAAAUAGUCUAAAUCUGAACAGACCCCUUAGGUUAUCUGAUGCCUGCCUUGUGUGUUCAUUUUAGUGCUUGCUUUAAAAACAUACUCUUGGGGUGGUAAUAAUUGCAGUGAGUGGUUCAAUGUUGUCCUUUGGACCUAUUCCCAUUGCAGGCCUUCAGGUCCUAAAAUGCCUUCUCCCCUGUGGGGUACAUCGCAGACAGGUCAGGAAUGUGUGUCCUCAAGGGGGCAUGGAGCACUGAGGAUACACUUCUGUAUGGUACUGUGGAGGCAGAAAAAUGUGACCUCCCCAUGCUCCAGGAGAUUGAGCAGGGGAGGCAGUGGUUGUGAGGUAUGCCUGUUUCCAGCCCCUCCCAGCCCCUCCCAGUAGCUAGAUUGUUGUCACUUUUGCUGGGCUUGUUCCUCCCAAGGAUGGCAAGAGCUGAUGGCCUCUUCCCCUGACCAGUACUGGGUAGGAGGUAGCUAUGAAGGCUUUUUGCAUCAAUGGCUUGUUGCCAUGUAGACAGGAUGACCUCAGGACUCAGUGAAGGCAGGAAUCAGAGGGAUCACAUUAGGAUGUCUGAGUACCAAGACCCCUGAGGCAUUUUAAAGGAUUAAAAAAUACGGGCAGCACUUGCUUAUGGUAAAAUAUUUCUCCUCCCUGCCACUAGGAAGUGUAGGCAUUUAUGGAAAAGUCUGUCACAAUAGCGAGUAGUAUGAGGAGUGAUGUAACCUGUGUGUCUUGGCAUGGCCAGGCAUGGCACUGGUCCUGGGCAGUUGGGCUUCUCCACUGGGGGGCCAGAAGCCAGGUGCCUGCCCCUACCUGUCCCUUUAGCUUUAACCUGAGGCUUGUGAUGGGAAACAGCCUGCUGUCUUCCAGUUGUGAUGAGAAGUCAACACACUCUGUGAAGCCAUCUUCUCAGCAGCAGAGACUUCAGUUGGCAAACCCAUUUUAUUUCCUCCUCAGCUAUCUGGGUGCCUUCUACAGAAUGCCCACAGCCCAGUGCCCAGACCUGCUCCUAGUGGCUGGCCAUGCCUGAAAGGUCACUCAGCCACUCAUUUGUAGAGUUCUCAUCCUGGGGCAGCAGGGGAUGGGGGAGGAUUAACACCUGCCAAAGCCUACGGGGCUCUUGUAACUGUGUGGUUAACUUAAAGUUGCAUGGGCCAGCAUGGGCCUGUCCUAGGUGACAGGGGAGAUAAAGAGAGUGAAUUAGUAGGGUCGAUUGAAAAUAGCCAAUCUGUAUCAGCCUAAUGUGGUGAAGGGGGGGCAGUGUUAACAAUAACUGAGCACAUGGAAGAAGGAGAUAUGGCACCUUUGUGGAGUGAGGUACCCUCCAGGGUCAGACCCACAGAACAGUGCCAGGUCCACUACCUUGGCAACCUUGAGGUUAGUACCAGUUCUCUAGGAAGAAGAAAUAGAGACUGAUCUCAGAAUCGCCGGUACUUUUUAUGUGCUUGUAUUUAAAUGUGAAUUGUAAUCUGUCUCGUCUUUGCAUUAAACAAAAUGGAACCUAACAGCUGAUUGCCUUGUGAUGGCGUUUAAGGCACUUUCUUUGUCAAGUGAUGCUGUUUCUUAAUUUACGAUAUGGAGCUGACCCUCCUCCACAUCCUCCCCAGCCACAUGUGUUUCUCUAGAAGGUGAGAGGAGGCUUAGGGCUUCCAGGGGGCAGCCCCCUCAGGGUACAAGGAGCUAAGGCCUGAUGUUGGGUGGGGGGAGGACAGAGGCAGGCCCCAGACUCACAACUCCCAAGACCAUUACUCCGCAUUCUUCGAAGAAAGGCAGUAUCUAGGGAGGAUGCAAGGUCUGUACAGUGGUUUCAGCCAUAGAAAGCUGAGCAGGGAUGCAGACCCCUGUGCCCUGCUACUCACUGCAGCUGUGUGCAGAAUGGUCUAUUUGGGAUCAAGGGUGCCCUUGUCAUGACCUGACAGCUGGGAUUAAAAACUGAAAA
This is a messenger RNA of Phyllostomus discolor (pale spear-nosed bat), 4150 nucleotides long. It is a transcript of the gene CD99L2, whose product is annotated as CD99 molecule like 2. Bases 224 to 865 code for a protein of 213 amino acids. NCBI's taxonomy places the organism in Eukaryota, Metazoa, Chordata, Mammalia, Chiroptera, Phyllostomidae. The record is from RefSeq and is a predicted model, not a curated record. The transcript is spliced from 10 exons.